Molecule: messenger RNA, 1401 nt
Organism: Rhincodon typus (whale shark)
Lineage: Eukaryota; Metazoa; Chordata; Chondrichthyes; Orectolobiformes; Rhincodontidae
Product: V-type proton ATPase subunit S1-like
Exons: 10
Coding region: 1-1401 (466 amino acids)
Cellular component (GO): proton-transporting V-type ATPase complex
Source: RefSeq, a predicted model, not a curated record
AUGAGAGUGUCUGGAAGUGCCAUGGGUCGAGGUCAUUGUUUGCAGUUUCUGUUUUACUGGGCUUUAGUUGGCUUUCCUCAAGGUAAUGUUGCUGUUGAACAUGUUCCUGUGCUGAUGUGGUCAACCUUCAGCUCCUUAAAGAAUAUGAAAAGUGCAACGUAUGAAGGACAAAUCAUUAAAAUCCAUGAGCUGCAAACAUUCUUGAAACCAAUUUUUAAACAGGAUUCUCAGAAUAUCAUUCUCUUUUUACAGAAUGAGCUUAGUGUCGAAGACUUCACAUGUUAUGGUCCUGAUUAUGGAAACAAAGAAAUAUUUUACAAUAUCCAGCAAUUGCUUGAAUCCUCAAACUCAUCCCUGAUUCUGCCAGCGGUUGAUCAGAGAGCCAUAAAACAUCUGCAGGAAAAUCAAAAUUGGACCAAAGUUCAAAUUGACCAAUUUGACGCAUCAAAACUGGAAAUAAAUCCUUCAAAACCAAACUUAAUCAUCAUAAAUUUAGCAGCAGUUGACAGCUCAACUUAUUCAAACUUGGCACAGACACUCAUGGAUAAUGUUCAAUUUCCAGAUAAAGUGAUUGGAAUGGUAAUCAAUACUUUGAGAAAGAAAGGACUACCAUUUUCUGGCAUUUAUACAGCUUUGAGAUCUAAUGUGGUUAUCAGAAAGACUAGCAAUGAAGUUGUUCAAACUGGACGGCGAUUAAUGACCACAGAUUCAAUUAGCUCUGUUCUGUACCCACCCUUGAAUGUAACAAAUGGUACAAAUACAUGCAUUCUUUUCCAUGCUACCAGUCUGCAACUAACAGCCAAUGGAACAUUGUUCGACUUGACCAAUAAAACUUUCAUAUCCAAUUCAGUGGACUCCACAAACUCGAUAUGUUCAACCACUAAUAGCACAUUAUCACUCAAGUAUUCACUUCAAAAAAAUCCUCUUCUCCACGUUAAUACUCUGGAGAUCAGGUUUUUAAUGAGGAACAAGUUCUACACUGGAUCUGCACGAAACUGGUUCAAAUUGGAUUUUGUUGAAAUUGUGCAGGAUGAGCUCCAUGUCGCAGUGUUUAAUGUGUCUGGUAUCUCAGCACCACAGGAGUAUUCCUUUCACUGUCAGCUUGUAGGAACCAGCUGGCUUAACGGUGUGACAUUCAUCCCUGCUAACAAGGCAGCUAAGGCUUGGACUAUCACCAUUUCUGAAUUUCAGAUUCAGGGUUUCAAUGUGGAGAAUAACCUAUUUUCUUAUGCAGUUGACUGUACCUCAUUCUUCACUCGUGCAAUCUGGAUGGCCCUAGUGACAUCUCUGGUUCUUUUGUGCAUCCUUACCUACGGCAUCCAUAUGAUCAUGCAGCUAACAACUAAUGAUCGCUUUGAUGAUCCUAAAGGACAAGCUCUAACAGUCCCUCAGAAUGACUAA